UAGGGCCUGAAGGCGGAAGUAAGACAGACAAUCAACAACUGAACACGGAACAGCGAUUGACGUAUAGAAACAAACAGACUCAGAGGGAUUUCUUAGUUUCGGAUAAUAUAAAAUAAUAUGUCCGUUUUCGGCAAAUUGUUUGGCGGUGGGGGGAAAGGCGGGAAAGGCCCAAAUCCACAAGAAGCAAUCCAGAAACUCCGUGAGACAGAAGAGAUGUUAACCAAGAAACAAGAGUAUUUAGAGCAAAAAAUUGAUGCGGAGCUAUUAACAGCAAAGAAAAACGGCACGAAAAACAAACGAGCUGCUUUACAGGCCCUGAAAAGAAAGAAGCGAUAUGAAAAGCAACUAGCUCAGAUAGAUGGAACUCUCUCCACUAUUGAAUUCCAGCGAGAAGCAUUGGAGAAUGCCAAUACAAACACAGAAGUGCUUAAAAACAUGGGUUUUGCUGCCAAAGCUAUGAAGACAGCCCAUGAAAAUAUGGAUCUUGACAAAGUGGAUGACCUCAUGCAAGACAUCACAGACCAGCAGGAGUUGGCACAGGAGAUUUCUGAUGCCAUUUCACGACCUGUAGGUUUUGGAGAAGACUUUGAUGAGGAUGAGCUCUUGGCUGAAUUGGAGGAGUUGGAACAGGAGGAACUAGACAAGAAUCUGCUGGAAAUUAGUGGCACAGAGGAUGUCCCCUUGCCCAGUGUGCCUUCAAAUCCAUUACCCAAAAAAACAGCUAUCGCCCACAAAAAGAGAGAAGAGGAGGAUGAGGAUGACAUGGAAGAACUCAAGGCAUGGGCCAUGUGAAUUUACCCAGUCUGACAGACUUUCAUUGCUUGUCCUUGUCGGCGUGUGUAGGCAAACCCAUGUACCUUCAGAGGGUUAACACUACAAAACAAAUCUUCUGAGUUACCAUGGCUCUAGCAGUAUGGCUAUAAUAAGUCUAGAAAAACAAGAGUUACAAACAAAAAUGGAUAUGAAGCAGGUUUUUAAAUUAAAUAAGACAAUACAAUCUGAUGACAUAAUAUGUGACGUGACCCUUAAAUAUUUGGCCAUUGUAAGGUAAUGCAUUAAUGUUUCUAAUUUUUGGUUUUUUAUUUGACUUCAGAAACUGGUUGUUUUGAUUUGUCAUGAAAUUAGCAUGUUUGCCAACACACAAGUUUCAUAUUCACUUUCUCUCAUCUCGUCUGAUAUAUUAAAUAUGUUCAGUGCUGUUGUUUGCUUCAAACUUUGAUCUUAAUGUGUUCUGUUAUUAAUGUUAUUCAGCACUUCCAACAACAUAAACAUUUUUACAUCUUGUUGGCAAUACCAUAAUGGUUUGGUAACAAACAAAAAACCCUGGAUUAACUGACAUUAGCUUAAUUAUAUAUAUAUAUAUAUAUAUAUAAUGACUGCCCAUCAUGUAUUGUUUGGUACUGUGUCCGAAUAGUUGCAGAGAAUUACCUAUUUAAUAACAGACUUUUCCCCCUGAGAUAUUUUCUGGUCUGAUUCAUUGAUAUCCUGAGGGUUUCCUCCUGGCAGUAGAUGACUGUAAUUAUUCAAAACAUACAAAAUAAACAAUACUACAUUUUUUUUCCUCCGAAGGGAGCAUAUACUUUUUUGAAAAAUGCUGUAUCUAUUCAGGUUGAGGCAUAUUUGGUGUUUGUGUAUAUUUGAAAAAAAUCAGAGGGUGUUUAUUUGAGAGAUCAUUAAACUUUUGGAUUCCUUUUC
Molecule: messenger RNA, 1695 nt
Organism: Pimephales promelas (fathead minnow)
Lineage: Eukaryota; Metazoa; Chordata; Actinopteri; Cypriniformes; Leuciscidae
Gene: chmp4bb
Product: charged multivesicular body protein 4Bb
Biological process (GO): vesicle budding from membrane; late endosome to vacuole transport via multivesicular body sorting pathway
Cellular component (GO): multivesicular body; cytoplasmic side of plasma membrane; ESCRT III complex
Source: RefSeq, a predicted model, not a curated record